Bursaphelenchus okinawaensis is the source of this 3187-nucleotide messenger RNA. The record is from the annotation of a GenBank genome assembly. Lineage: Eukaryota; Metazoa; Nematoda; Chromadorea; Rhabditida; Aphelenchoididae.
AUGGCGAUUGGAGAUCCAACAUCAUUCGGACAAAUCAAUCAAGAUUCAUCAGAUUCUCGGCCAGAUUUCUUCAAAACUCAAGCUACAAAGAAGAGAUUGGUCAAUAUAGACGCUUCCAAAUACGAAUAUCUAAAGGAUCUUGGUGAAGGUAAGGUGUUUUUGUAAUUUUUUUUGGUUUUUAGGCAGUUGAAGCAAUUUGAAAAAGGCUUUUUGGAUAAGAAGGCAGUUGUGGGUAGUAUAACAUAAAUUUUUUGAUGAUACCUAUGGAAAUCUUGAUGUUUGAAUAUGAUAUGAUGCUAGAAAGUUAGAAAAGAUUUUAAAGGAAGAUUUGAGUACAUGUAUGAUAUGUUUUAAAGAUUUUUUAUUGAAGAAACUUUUAAAUACCUUGUUGUAGAUAUAAUAGUUGGGCUUUUGGUUGUUUCUGGCCUGUUUGAUAACGCUUGGGGCUUUUAUCUUUCUUAAAAUUAUUGACAAGACCAUAGAGCACAUUUUGAGAGCUGUGGUGUUUAAUUUCAGGCGAAUUUGGUGUGGUAAAGCUGAAAGUAAACGUAGAUGACCCAAAUCAGCUGGUCGCAGUCAAAACGAUACAUUCUGAUGCAAGACCUCGAGGUUUGAGACAAAUUGCUUUAGAAUUGACGACAUUAGUGAUGGUUAGAGGUCACGCGAAUGUUGUGGAACUUCUCGGCCGACAUGGAAUGAUUGGCGAGCCGAAAUACGACUUCUACAUGGAAUAUUGUGAUGGCGGAGAGCUUUUUGAUCGAAUUGGUAAGUUUUUGAAGUAGAAAUACUGUUUUUAAUGUUUGGAAUGUUUAGGGGUCGUAAACGAAUGUUUUACUUGCAGAUCCGGACACUGGGAUGGAAAUAGAAUGGGCCAGGUUCUACUUCAUCCAGCUGUUCGAAGCUUUGGACUACAUUCAUUCAAAGGGCAUUUGCCAUCGUGAUAUCAAGCCUGAAAAUAUAUUGCUUACAUCAAAUGGUAUGCUUUUAAACUGGUUUUGCUAUUUUUGAAACUAAAUUUGGAUUAACAUACUAGAAAUUGAAUUUACAGCUAUACUCAUAUUACACUUGGUCUUAGCUGGAACUUUUUGUCAGAACUUGGUCAAUAUUUUGUUGAUUUGGUUAAUUUUAGGCUUAAAUGAAAGAAAAAUGAAUGUUUUUAGAUAUUGUAAAGCUGAGUGAUUUUGGAAUGGCAACCAUGUUCAGAAAUGGCCAAGAAAGGAAGUAUCUCACUCAAGCUUGUGGUACCCCACAAUAUGCAGCUCCAGAGGUGUGGAAUGACAGAAAAUAUUAGUAAGGCUAACGUUUUAGAUGAAGAAGAUAAUGUAUGACAUUAUGCUUUAAUUUGGCACUAUUGUGUUAGCUACGAAAGGUUUUAUGAUUAAUUUUGUAUAUUGCACUAGGCAAAAAUUGUGGUUUUUGGUCGAAAUUGUUGGUUUUCAUGGUUUAAUCGUUGUUUUUAUGGACUCUAAAGACCAAAACUUAAAACCUUGGGUUUUCUGUAUUUAAAAACAAUUAAAAAGUUUAAUUUUCAGCUAUUUUUGAGCUAAAAAAUGAUGUUUUUUGUCCUAAAACUGUGGUUUUAGUGGAGAUAUGGCGGAUAUCUGGUCAACAGGGGUUACAUUGCUAGUUUGUCUUACUGGAAUUAUGCCGUGGGAGCAUCCAUCAGCUGAUAACGAACUGUACGAAGCUUUUCUCAACAAAAAGGAUGUCACUUUACAACCUUUUUGUCGACUUGACAUUGAGACUGUUGGUAAGGAUAAUAUAUUUUUUUCGAAAAAAAAUUUUUUUUUGAUUAAAAAUCAAAUUUUGAACUAAAAAUACUUGAUUUUAGGCUUUUUACAAAUGGUAAUCAACAAAGACUUCAAAGAACGAGCCAAUUUGAAUAGGAUUAGAGACCAUCGGUGGCUACGUCAAGAUGCUGUCCGAGUAUCACCAACGCCGCAGGUUGAUAACGAGGAAAUGGCAACGGCUACUCAACCAAUAGCUGGUAGACAGAGCAUGUAUGAUCAAACAUUGUCGCAACUUCAAAAGGCUCUGUGAGUUUUUGGGAGAUUUAAAAAUUGAACUUAGAAAAUGAAAAAAUGUUUGAAAAUUUGUUUUUACUAUGCUCUAAGGUACCAGUUUUGAUGAAUUUAAAAAAAUCUUAAAUUUAAAAAUAAUUUUCAAAAAUUGAAAUUAUUUUAAAAAUUUUGUUUUUUACUUUAAGGACUUAGUUUUGAUUUUUUAUCAAUUUCAGUGAAACAGAACGGCCAAAAUACGCAUUUUCACAGUCAUUGGAAAACGAACUUUUACUGUUCUCCCAAACUCUUGGCGCUUCACAGGCUUCUGUAUUCGUAAGUUUGUGUAAAGUACGAUGAACUAUCUAACUAAGUCUAAAUUUGCAUUUUUUUACUCAAAAACGCUUAGUUUUAACGUUUUUCCGCCGUUUUUUAAACAUUGCAAGACGUUUUUAGCAAUUUAACUCAUUUCAGCACCCACUUCACAGUUUUGCCCGUCGAAUCACACGAUUUGCGGUCGAGGAAUCUAUGGACGAUUUGGUGUGUCACAUUGAAGAAGCCUGCAUUGCCUUAGGAUACUCGACGAAAGUACAACAACCCCAUCAGAUCCUAGUGGAAACGACUUAUUGUAGAAGAACGGUGAAUUUUGUGAUCCAUAUCUACGAGGUUCAUGGUGGAAAACUCAUGGUUGAUGUUAGGAGGUGGGUUUUAUCAUAUUUUUUGAAAUUUCGAACGUUUUGACAAUGUGUGUUCUUGUGGUAUAGUGGCAGUGGGUUGGGGGUUGAGGAUUGGGACGGAGGUUCGAUUCCGGUUGGAGGAAACGGCGUUUUUUUUGACAUUUUUGGAGGACAUUAAAGGUUAUUUGAUGUUGAAUAAGGUUUAAAAAAGUUUUACGUGUACUAAAAAUGUUAUUUUGGUUGGUAACAUUAGCUGGUUUUUGAAAAAAUGGCAAAAAAAGUCUAAUUUAAAAAAAAUUUUUUACGAUUUUGCCUCAAAACCUAUCGAAGUAUGCCAUUUUCAGAUCAAAAGGACAUGGCAUUGACUUUAAGAAUGUGUACAAAGCCUUCAGAAAAGAGAUUGACCCAUACGUGUCAACGGAAUCGGAUACAUGGCUAAAAGAACUAGGCCUCUUCCCAAAUACUCAAGAACUACUGGAUGCCAUGACACAACAAAAGUCUGCUGAAACUUAA